CACUUUGCUCAGCCUCUUGCCGGCUCCGCAUACCCUUUAUGCUACCCUGCCUCCGAAAACUCUCAGAGCCGCAGAGGCUGUGGGGAAUCAUUUCAUCCGAGGGAAACUGAAAUGAAAUCAUCAGGGGACACUGAUAGUGGAGCCAGGAAGCCUGUUAUAGGCCUCAUAAAUAAAAGCCGGUAGAGGCUGCAGGCACUGUAAGGCUUUAUAGGCCCAUAAAGCACCCCAGGCUGCCACUGAGGCUGGAGGGGAGGGGUGGGAAAUCUAAUUUCACAGGAUUUAAAGCAGGAAUACCUGCUGGUCACUUUUGCUGCAGCCUCUUGUACAGCAAAGGAAAUUAAGUGGCAAAGAAAAUGUCUCCCGGGUGAAAGAUUGCAAGGUUCCCUAAACAAAGCCUAUUAUUACCUUCUCUUCCAUCUCAGCUUUCCUGGGACUACUCCUGUCUGUGCCAGCAAAGGGGUGGACAAGGGUGCAGCUGAAGCGCUCGGCGAUCCUCAAGAUGGCCCUCAGCGGAUCCUCGGACCCGCUGCUCCAGCAGCAGCACCUGGAAGGGGAGGACGGCGGCGGCAAGCAGCCUCCGUUCGUAAUCCGGGCGCUGCGCAUCGCCACGGUGGUCUCCCUCUACUGGUUCAUCUCCAUCACCAUGGUGUUCCUCAACAAGUACCUGUUGGGCAGCCCUUCGCUGCGCUUCGAAGCGCCGCUCUUCGUCACCUUCUACCAGUGCCUUGUCACCGUCCUCAUCUGCAAGGUCCUGAGCCUCGUGGCCUCCUGCUGCCCGGCCGGCGUCGUGGACUUCCCCUCCAUCCGCAUGGACCUCAAGGUGUCCCGCAGCGUCCUGCCCCUCUCCGUGGUCUUCAUCGGCAUGAUCACCUUCAACAACCUGUGCCUCAAGUUCGUCGGCGUGGCCUUCUACAACGUGGGGCGCUCCCUCACCACCGUCUUCAAUGUGCUGCUCUCUUACCUGCUCCUGAAGCAGACCACUUCUCUGUACGCCCUGCUGGCCUGCGGGGUCAUCAUAGGCGGCUUCUGGCUCGGUAUAGACCAGGAGGGAACUGAAGGCACGUUGUCCUGGGCUGGCAUAGUUUUCGGAAUCCUGGCCAGCCUCUGCGUCUCACUCAAUGCGAUCUACACUAAAAAAGUGCUGCCUGCUGUGGAUAGCAGCAUCUGGCGCCUGACGUUCUAUAACAACAUCAAUGCCUGUAUCUUGUUCCUGCCGCUCAUGUUGUUCUCUGGUGAGUUCCAUACACUCUACUACUUUGAUAAAUUGGGGAGCCUCAACUUCUGGGGCAUGAUGACUCUGAGCGGGGUGUUUGGCUUCGCCAUCGGCUAUGUGACAGGACUUCAGAUCAAAUUUACCAGCCCGCUCACUCACAACGUCUCCGGGACCGCGAAAGCAUGUGCUCAGACCGUGCUAGCCGUCGGCUAUUACGAAGAAACCAAGAGCUUCCUAUGGUGGACUAGUAACAUGAUGGUUCUCGGGGGCUCCUUUGCUUACACUUGGGUGAAAGGGCUGGAGAUGAAGAAGGUGCAGGAGGAACCUAUCCCCAAAGCAAAUGAGAAAAAUGAGACUGGUGUCUAAACUUGCCCCAGGCUGGACCUUCACUGUCUGCACUUGCAGCCUGCGUGCAUAGAUGCAGUGGAGCCUGGCUGAGAAGAGAGCCAGGGCUUGGAGUCCGCAAGGCUGGGAAAUCCUGUGGCUGCAAAUAUGCGAGCCAGAUUCCUCCACAGAUACAGUUUGCUGUGGUAAUCGUGGUCAAGGGGGUAUUUUCACAAUUGGUUUUCUGUCACGGAGGUGACGAGGGUUGGUGGUGGGGCUGGGGAGCUCAGAUAAGGGACUUGUGGUCAGUCAAGUCGCUCCUGAAAAAAUGGCUGCUAUCACUACCAGCUACUUGCCUUUGUGCCCCUUGCUUUUCCCUUGGUAAAAGGAAGGUGUGUGUGUUCUGUUAAAGGACCAAUGGAAGGAGACUUGAAAGAAAUAAGAGUAGAGGGAUUCUGCCUAUGUUUGUCCCAAGGGGAGUGGGCUUUCUGUGAAGGUGCAUCUCUACAUUGUCUUCCCACACACUGCAAUCUGGUGUGCUUGCUGAAGGACUAACCUCUUGGACAUUAACCCCUUUUGCCCCCGUGGGGCAAAUCUGUACCAAGAAAUAUGAGGGCACCGCCUUCCAACGGUGAGUGGAAAUACCCCCAGGGACACCAAAGAAUAUGCAUUUGGGUUUAGUGAGGGUUGUGGAGGAUUUCGAACAGCGCCAUUUGUUCAUCAAGUUCAUUUCUAAGUGGAGUGUCAUUGGGCCUCAGGGCUGACUCACAAGAAAAGGAGUUGGGCCUGAGGAGUUUUGAAAGGUGGUGGUCUGGCCUUCCCAAAAUUCCUUGAGAAAUUCCAGCUCUUAACUGAGUAGCGGUCAUGCUAGGCCUGACUCUUCUCCCCAGGAUCACUGAUAAAAGAAAGUAUGUCAGUGGCCGGCCUGACCUGCAUUUAAUGGGCACUCAAGAAAGUAAAAUGGCAGCAUGCCCACUGCUCUUCAGAGAGAUAGGAUUUAAUGAUACGUAUGCACUCCUUUACUGAGUGACCCUCCCAUGGGCUCUAAGAGCCCACGUCUCAUUGGAAUGUUUCACACAUUUGCCUUGUUGCCUUUUUCUCAUGUCUGUGCCCCUCCCCCCCCAUCUUCUAUGAUUUUGUAUUGGGAAACGAAUCUUCCACUGUGGAACUUUGAUUGUUACAUUUAUUUAAUAAAAGUAUGGUUCACCAUUAUUA
Messenger RNA from Podarcis muralis (Common wall lizard), 2752 nucleotides. NCBI's taxonomy places the organism in Eukaryota, Metazoa, Chordata, Lepidosauria, Squamata, Lacertidae. The record is from RefSeq and is a predicted model, not a curated record.